GUCGGGCGGGCUGAGGCCGCGUGUCGCGGGUCGCAGGCCCCGCGCGUUGUGUCCGCCCCGGCCUGCGGCGGGGACGCCUGAGCUGGGCUGACCGUGCUCUACCGGCCGGCAGAAAAGCAGGCCGGGCGCCGCCUGUCUCCAGUCCUCGCUUUGCUCUGGGGUCCAGGGCCAGAGGGGGCGGCGCUGGUCGUUGGGACUUGGCCCAGCCGCCGCGGCCAGCAAGUGACCAACGCCCGAGUCCUUCCCAGUGAGAUCAGGCCUCCCACGCGUCACGCCUGGGAGAACGUCAGCCAGCGGGGAGGUCGUGCCGGGAUAGCAGACUUUAGUUGUUGUCGUUGUCCCAGCACAGGGAACCUUAUCGAGCCAGUUCUCAGAUUUGGGCAAUUAUCAGAAUCGUGGCUUUAGGGUAGGGGUCGUGCGCGCUCUUUUUGAAACUCUAGAUUCUCAGGCCCCUUUCCCCAAAAUAGCAGUUAGGACGGUGUGGGAGUGGGCCUGAAAAUCAGCCUUUUAUCAGAUUUCAUUUGGUAAUUAACUGUAUUUGGGAAGCCCUUAUCUAAUUCACAGCCCUCGGUUGAUGGUGAAGAGACGUGACUUGCCCCAGAUCAUCUAGCUAUUUAGUGCCUAAAUAGCACAGAGGAGGGUCUAGAACUGCCCUCUGCCCUCCUGAUCAGCCAGCAGGUUGGUGACUCUGAUGCCACUGAGGAUUCUGACUUCGUGGUUCCUUUGGGGCCUUUGCUCCAUUGACUCUGCAGCUGGGACCCUUUCUUUAGGCCAGGGACCCCCUCCCUGCCUGAAAGCCCGGUGACCCCCCAGAGCGCUGGUUCCAGGCUAGACAAAGGCUUGUAUUUGUCCUUGUGGAAAGGGUUGUUUUAUCUGAGUGGAACUUCUCUCCAGCUUCACUGAGCUACAUUUGGGCCCCCAAAGAGGUGUGUCCUUGAUGACUGUUGGUUUUGACGUGUCAGCACGUAGCAAGAGCGGUGGACAAAACCCCACAGACACCGAGGUAGUGAAGGAAGUGGCUUUUAAUCACCUAGAAGCAUCAGCAGACUAGUGUCUCAAAAUCCCAGCUUGUUGAGUGGACGAUAUCUGUCCCUUUUAAGGGCUCACAACACUAAGGAUUUUACAUGCAAGGGCCGUGAUUGAUUGACAAUCUAGGGGAUAAGUGACAGGGGCUGCAUGCACCGGUAAUCAGAGUGAAACAGAACAGAACAAGAAAUUUCACAAUGUCCUUCCACACAAUGUCUGGAAUCUAUGGAUAACAUCGGUUGCUAGGUCACACUUUGAAUUUUAACUAUCAGGCUAAGGUCAGGCAGGCCCAGGCCUGGUUUCUGGUCUGGUGCCUGGUGCGGUGCUGUGCUGCCUGCCUUUGGUUUCGCUUCCUCGUUUCUUAUUAAAACAGGUACUGAGUAUAAAAUAAUAUAGAACAAUAUGUCGGGGGGGGGUGCUCUCUUUCUCUCUUCUCUCAAGCAAGGUCAGGGUGUUUGGAAAAGGACUGCUUUCCUCUCUUGAAAUAGGAGGCCAUAGAGGCCUUUUCUCAGAUAAUUUCUGGCUUCUUUAAAACCUUGCCAGUAGGGUCAGGAAAGCCACCCACCCUAGUCCUAGCCUCAGCCCCUCACAGAGAAAGGAGGGGACUAUCCACCACCCCGCUUUCCCAAAUUAGUUAUUAAGCAGGGUUGGCAUUGGGCUUCUUAGGCUUUUUUCUCCCGUUGCUGGACUGAAGCAAAUUGAGGUUCUGAAUUUGUCAGUUCUAAGAUGUGACUGUCAAUGUGAGGAAGUUGGUUACAGUUAAGACCUUUUUAAAAGAGAGACCUUUUCUCCUGGAAAGGAUGGGAUGAGCAAGCAGGGUGAAUGAGUCAGGAUGGGUCAGGUCUGGAUGAGUCAAGUCAGGAUGCGGUGCCCUGCCCUGGAGUGUGGAGUCUUUAUGGAGAUGCUGUGGUAUCAUCAAACCUGGCAGUUCACCUCACUUCCCACCCCCUUCCCGUUUCUCUUAAUCUCUGCUGCUACUGCUCAGGUUUUCAUCUUCUCCAGACCCCUUUCUACACGCUUCUGAAGAGGACCUGCCACGUGCUAGCUUCUAGGCUGGCUGUUGGGGAAGGGACGGAGACAAUCAAGGCUCCAACCUGCCUUCAUAUAGCUCUAAGGUAGACUGUGUGUACCAAUGGACUUGGAAGGGUGUAAUAAUUCUCAAAUUGUGUAUAAGAGCUCAGCACAGAGGGAUGAAUUUCUUUGCUCCCCAGCUAGACUUCAUGUCCUGAGUCAGGGCUACUAUGGGGUAUUUCAGUGACCUCCAUAGGUGCCUCUGAGGCUCCCCCAUUCACUUGGCCAGUAGACACCAAUUCAGGGGACACCAGAUUGGAGUAGGGGUGGCUCGUGGAAGGGCCACCAGAGUGGGAAGUAGAAGAUGAAAUGGUGCAAAGGAGAGAGGAGCGAGAAACAGUGCCUCCAGCAUGACCCACCUUAUGCUCUACACCCUAGUGACUUCAGGCUGCUGGUGGGCCCUCUUCCUCCACCCUGGGUUACUCUUUUUUAAAGCCUUUACCCCUAACAUGGCCACUGAUUCUUCUCCCUUCUACCUGGAAGGUUACUGUUUUACAUGCACACAGAUUUAGCUUCUUCCAGGAAGCCUCCAGAGAAUUGUCCUCCAACCUGUUUUGCCUCCCUAGCACCUCUAAUUCAGCCCUUAACACACUUUGUGCUUGGUUUCUGUCUCCACCAUGAAACUAAACCUCUUGGAGUCCAGGAUCCACCUUUGCAGCUGCCCAGCACUUGGCACAGUGGAGACACGAGAGAGCUUCAGUGUGGCAUUGGCCUGUGCAACCUAGUGGCAGAACAAUAGCCGAGUCUGAAAGAGCAGGAGGACUGCUGCUGCCCCAUUGGAAGAUUACUCCCCAGGCUUCGCUUACCCCAAGCAGUGAGCUAACUGGAAUGGUACCCUGGGAGGCCCCUGAGUCUGCUCAGUGCCUCUGCCCUUCCUUCACCAUCCCAGAUGCCAAGGAUGCGUUUCGGAAGAGGCACAAGAGAAGGAGCCGACAGCACCAGCGGUUCAUGGCCCGGAAGGCCUUGCUGCAGGAGCAGGGGCUGCUGAGCAUGCCUCCAGAACCAGGGUCCUCCCUACUGCCCACCUCUUACAGGGCAGUGCCAGCAACUGAGGCUCCCAGCAGUGGGAAGCAGUGUCUGAGGGCUGGAUCUGGCGGUGCCCCAUGCAGCAGAAGGCCCGCUCCCAGGAGAGCCUCAGGGCCCUUGCCCAGCAAGUGUGUGGCUAUCGACUGUGAGAUGGUGGGCACGGGACCCCAAGGGCGGGUGAGCGAGCUGGCCCGCUGUUCCAUCGUGAGUUACCAUGGCGAUGUCCUCUAUGACAAGUACAUCAGGCCUGAGAUGCCCAUCGUUGACUACCGUACUCGCUGGAGCGGCGUCACUCGGCAGCACAUGCACAAGGCUAUCCCCUUCCAGGUGGCCCAGAAAGAGAUCCUUAAGCUCCUGAAGGGCAAGGUGGUGGUGGGGCACGCGCUGCACAACGACUUCCAGGCCCUCAAGUAUGUCCACCCUCGGAGCCAGACCCGGGAUACCACCUAUGUCCCAAACUUCCUCAGCGAGCCCAGCCUCCACACCCGGGCCCGGGUCUCUCUAAAGGACCUGGCCCUGCAGCUGCUGCACAAGAAGAUCCAGCAGGUGGGCCCGCACGGGCACUCAUCAGUAGAAGAUGCCACGACAGCCAUGGAGCUCUACCGGCUGGUGGAGGUGCAGUGGGAACAGCAGGAGGCCCGCAGCCUCUGGACCUGCCCUGAGGACAGAGAACCUGACAGCAGCACAGACAUGGAACAGUACAUGGAGGACCAGUACUGGCCCGACGACCUUGUCCACGGCAGCAGAGGAGGAGCCAGGGGGGCACAGGACAGAAGGAAUUGAGAAGGGGGCAGGGCUCCCUGACUGGGCUUCUGGUGUGGCCGGUAGGAAGUAGGGGCCAGGAGAGCAGCAGGCACUCCUUCCUGGGCAGGGCGGGGCAGGAUGCAGCGAGCCAGCCCCAGGGCCAGAGGAGUUGGGGUCAUCUGUUAUCUUGACACCCUCUGCUCACAGCAUAGGGCUCUGUCUCUCCAGGGCUGUUAGUUCUUUCUCCUGACUCCUGUGAUUUUGCUAAUGGCACUUUACAGACUCCAUGGUGAUGUCAGGUGGACCAUCUUCUAGGGCCCAGCAGGAGUAGGGAAUGUGUCCACAGACGGACCAGGUUGUCAUGGCCUUCCCCACCCCUCAGAUCUCCUGAGUCAUCGCUGUGCUAAUGAAAGGAAUCAUGUCACCCUGUCUGGGGUUGGUGGGUGGGGGUGUCAAUCUCCUGGAGCUCCCUUACCCCAACUCAAUGACUUGGGGUAAAGUUAUCUUCCUUUUAUUGCCUACCUCUUCCUCCACUCAUUUUGGGUUCAGAAUAAAUAUGCCCUGAAGUUAAAGAGUUAAGUCCUAAAGGAGACAUUUCCUCCCCACUUCCCUGACCUGGAACUCUGGCUAUAGCCAUUGUAGGAACUCUGUGCUCCGCGUGGCCUGUCAGCUCCCUGCUAGGCUACAGUGGAAUAGCAGAGCCCACAGGCUUCUCAUGGGGAACUGGCCCCUUAACAUGCUUCGCAACAGAAGGCCGCAGGCACAGCUCAGGGAGGAGGGAAGGCAGGUAAGCUUUGGAUGAGAAUGGGCAUAUUUAUUUUGACCCAAAUCAGGGACUUCCCCAGUCCGCCCAGUACUGGGCUCUUAAGCAAAAGCCUGAGAAACAAGACAGUGGUUUGAAUUCUGGGGCCUUUGUGUAGAAUUGUGCCUGACCUUUAUUUAUUUAUUAAGAGCAGGGCUACUCGUCUAGGGGAGUAGAGUCUGUCUCCUGGGGCUGGGGCAGGGCAUUGGCAGUUAUGCAGUGGCCCUGAACCUGGUCUGAUGCCCCCUCAGCUCUUUGACUAUCACUGUGGCUGUUGGGUUUUUUCCUGUUUCUAAAAAUGUUCUCUUGUUUCCUAAGUGACGGUUUUGAAAUAUUGGGUAACCAAGAACUCAGGUCACACAGACCUUGGAGCCCCAUCUUUGCUUGCCACUUACCUUGAGAUACUAGGCAAGCGAGGGACUUCACUCUUGAGCCUGUUGUUUCCUUAUCUGUAAAAUGGGGAUAGUGGUACGGCCUACCUCAUAGGGUUGUAAUGAGCACUAAAUGUGAAGUGUUUGGCACAGUGCCUGACAUGUGGUGAGCCACAGCCACUGUGAGUUUCUGUUUUCCUUUUUUUUUUUUAAGCCCCAAAAGGGGCCACAACGUUGUUUAUUCUUUGAGGAUUUGUUGCAACUUCUUCAGGAUAACACCUGAGUCCACAGGCUGAAUAGCUGUGGCCCAGACAGAACUGCUCUGGCUUGGCUGUUGCAGCAGGUGGGGCGCUGGCCUCGGUGAGGACACAGCAGCAAGGGUCACAGUUAUCCCUGUUCUUGUCUGUGGUCACCAGGCACAGGUUUGACUUCCGGUCAGUGUCCCGACAUUGUGCGGGAGGUGACAACAGAGCAAAGCAGCACAGGGGUCAGGGAGGUAGAGACACUGCUGAAAUCACACUACCCCACCCUUAGCUGAAGCCCCAUGUUCCACAAACUUGGGGUCAUAGAUUGUCCAGUCACUGGCUCCUUCCCUGUCAGCACAGCACAGAGGAAGGGGCUAGCUGAGUCUUUUACUACUUCUGGCCCGGCUCCAGAACUUUGUUCUAGAUUCCUUAAAAGUCGGUAGCUGAUGUCAAACUCAGUUGAGCAGUAGCUUUGAUCCCUUGGUCUGGGGGUUAAAGGAAGAUAGCGCUGUUAUCAGCGGGGAAAGGUACUAUUUAAGAUCAGCUUUGUUGUAAAACCAUUUGUUCUAGAAUAAAACUCAACUGUAAAAGUG
This is a messenger RNA of Piliocolobus tephrosceles (Ugandan red Colobus), 5878 nucleotides long. It is a transcript of the gene AEN, whose product is annotated as apoptosis enhancing nuclease. The transcript is spliced from 4 exons. The coding region runs from base 2926 to 3906 and encodes 326 amino acids. Gene Ontology annotation, molecular function: nucleic acid binding; exonuclease activity. Lineage: Eukaryota; Metazoa; Chordata; Mammalia; Primates; Cercopithecidae. The record is from RefSeq and is a predicted model, not a curated record. Gene Ontology annotation, biological process: intrinsic apoptotic signaling pathway in response to DNA damage by p53 class mediator. Gene Ontology annotation, cellular component: nucleus.